AUGGCUGCGUACUGCGACAGUCUGGGCGCCUACUCGGCCCCGCACCACCAAGUCUCGGCCACAGCGCAUCCUCAAAGCUACCCGUGCGGUGAUCUGGGCGCAGCCGGAGGCGGCCCAGGCCUGUGGGUGAACCCGGCGCUCAGCCAGGCUCCCCACACGUCGGGGCCGGGCCCAGCGGUGCCCUUCGCGGCCCCGCGCUACGCGGCCGGAGACCCGCUACUUGGUGCCCCCGGAGGUCUGGCGGGCGCCGACCUCGCGUGGCUGAGCCUCUCCGGCCAGCAGGAGCUGCUGCAGCUCGUGCGGCCGCCCUACUCUUAUUCUGCGCUCAUCGCCAUGGCCAUCCAGAGCGCGCCGCUGCGGAAGCUGACGCUCAGCCAGAUCUACCAGUACGUGGCGGGCAACUUCCCCUUCUACAAGCACAGCCGUGCGGACUGGCAGAACUCCAUCCGCCACAACCUGUCGCUCAACGACUGCUUCAAGAAGGUGCCGCGGAGCCAGGACGAUCCAGGCAAAGGCAAUUACUGGACCCUGGACCCCAAAUGCGAAAAGAUGUUUGACAAUGGAAACUUUAGGAGGAAGAGGAAGCGGCGAGGAGAGGCUGGAGCGGCCGCGCCGGCGGGGACCGGGAACCCUGCCGUCGCCCCGGACCCACAGGCCUCGCCGUCUCCGCCCACGCCCGAGGCCGCAGCCUGCUUUUCCAGCUUCGCCUCGACCAUGGGCGUUCUGGCCGGAGGUUUUGCUGCCUUUCCCGGAGAUCUGGAAGGCGACUUUUCUUUGGGGAAGACCUGGAACCAGGCAGCCCACCUGCCGCGUACUCACCCCUAA
Ochotona curzoniae (black-lipped pika) is the source of this 825-nucleotide messenger RNA. RefSeq names its product forkhead box I2 (gene FOXI2). Lineage: Eukaryota; Metazoa; Chordata; Mammalia; Lagomorpha; Ochotonidae. The record is from RefSeq and is a predicted model, not a curated record. Gene Ontology annotation, biological process: regulation of transcription by RNA polymerase II; cell differentiation; anatomical structure morphogenesis. Gene Ontology annotation, molecular function: DNA-binding transcription factor activity, RNA polymerase II-specific; RNA polymerase II cis-regulatory region sequence-specific DNA binding. The transcript is spliced from 2 exons. The coding region runs from base 1 to 825 and encodes 274 amino acids.